Anolis sagrei ordinatus is the source of this 667-nucleotide messenger RNA. The record is from RefSeq and is a predicted model, not a curated record. Lineage: Eukaryota; Metazoa; Chordata; Lepidosauria; Squamata; Anolidae.
AUGUCGGCUUCCUUUGCUGACACUCCCAAAAUGGAGUCCUGCCUACUGACAUUCCAGGCUUCUUCUUCGGCCUACGGGUAUAUCAGAUCUAUCACAAUGUGCCAAUCUGCUCUGAUAAUCUGGGUUUUUUGUGUCACUCUGCUGUGCCAGGGUAUCGGUGCUCAGCAGGUCCCCAUUCACAGUCAACAGCACCAUCAUGAACAGUACUGGUACCAGACUGCAGGGGAUCAAAUCCCAGUAAUCAGUGGAGGUACCUGCAAGGUGAUUGCUGUUCGCCGCUGUUGUAACCACAAUCACAUUGAAGAACGGUCGCAAACCAUCCAGUGUUCCUGCCUCCCAGGGAAAGUGGCCGGGACAACACGGGGCAAACCAUCUUGUGUGGAUACCUCGAUCGUGACAGGAAAGUGGUGGUGCGACAUGGAGCCCUGCCUGGUUGGAGAAGAGUGCAAAGCUUUGCCUGACAACUCAGGCUGGAUGUGCUCGCUUGGGAACCGUGUCAAAACUACCAAGAUCCACCCCAGAUACUGAUGAAGUCUGCAACUACAAAAAACACAUGUCUUCUAAGUGUUGAAGAUGGAUAUUUGAUGAUGGCCAAAGACUCUACUAUGGACAUUAGCUGGAAAUGAACACAAAUCUCAUUAUAGCUCAUGGAUAUGGCAAAAACACA